This is a messenger RNA of Leptidea sinapis, 810 nucleotides long. RefSeq names its product serine/threonine-protein kinase mTOR-like. NCBI's taxonomy places the organism in Eukaryota, Metazoa, Arthropoda, Insecta, Lepidoptera, Pieridae. The record is from RefSeq and is a predicted model, not a curated record. The annotation marks the transcript as partial. The transcript has a single exon.
AUUUUAGUGUGCUUAAUAAGUGGAGAUAAUGACAUAAAUAAAACGAGAAUAUCACUCUACGCUCAUUACUUAAGAAAUAUAUUUCCUACAAGUGAUACUAAUAUAUUGGAGUUAGCGUCUAAAACUAUAGGUCGUAUAACAGUAACACUUGGAAUAAAGAGAGGUGAAUAUGUUAAGAAUGAAAUCAAACGAUCAUUUGAGUGGUUAGCAGGGGAACGAAGUGAGGCUAAGAGGCUAUCUGCUUGUUAUAUUCUAAAGGAAUUGGCGAUAGCUAUGCCUUCAUAUUUUUUCCUACACAUAAAUGGUUUCUUUAAUCAUAUUGUAAUUGCACUGAAAGAUCCGAAGGAGCAAAUAAGAAAAGUUGCAGCUAAGGCUUUACGAGCCGCUUUUGUUUUAACAUCUCAAAGAGAAGUACCUGGGCAGCAGAAAAGAGAUCAUUGGUAUUUACAGUGUUACGAAGAAGCAAUGUCAGCAUUCUGUGAUCAUAAUGCUAGAGACAGAGGCUUAAGUAGAGAUGACAAAGUUCAUGGAGCCCUCCUGAUACUAAAUGAGCUAUUAAGAUGUGCCAACUCUUCUUGGGAAAAGGAGUACACAUCACUGAUGCAGAAACUAGAUGCCGGUCAAGAUGCUUCAGAUGAAAUGUCUUCAUUUAACUCUAAGUUACAAAGUAAAUGGCCAUAUCAAAACUACUCGGAAGAUAAAACUCAGACUGUUGUAAUUCAAGAAUCAAGUAUAUGCAGGCAACUUAUUAUGGAUAAAUAUGAUAAAAUUGCUAAUGGUAAGAUUGCAUUCUUUUUAAUUUUAUUGUAG